CGCAUGUGUGACGUCACUUUUGCGCGACCCUUAAUUUUGGCUUAGCGUUUUCUGGUUGCCGCUCUGAAGUAUGCCUAAAGUAGUGUCGCGGUCCGUCGUCUGCUCUGACACCCGGGACCGGGAGGAAUAUGACGACGGCGAGAAGCCACUUCACGUCUACUACUGUUUGUGCGGCCAGAUGGUCCUGGUGCUGGACUGUCAGUUAGAGAAGUUGCCCAUGAGGCCCCGGGACCGGUCCCGUGUGAUUGAUGGUGCCAAACACGCUCACAAGUUUUGUAACACCGAAGACGAAGAGACUAUAUAUCUUCGGAGACCGGAAGGCAUUGAACGACAGUACAGGAAGAAAUGUGCAAAGUGUGGGCUGCCGCUCUUCUACCAGUCCCAGCCCAAGAAUGCUCCUGUGACCUUCAUUGUGGAUGGAGCAGUGGUCAAGUUUGGCCAGGGUUUUGGGAAAACAAACAUAUACACUCAGAAACAAGAGCCUCCUAAGAAGGUGAUGAUGACCAAGCGGACUAAAGACAUGGGAAAGUUCAGCUCUGUGACUGUGUCUACUAUUGAUGAAGAAGAAGAAGAGAUUGAGGCUAGAGAAGUUGCUGACUCGUAUGCGCAGAAUGCCAAGGUGAUUGAAAAGCAGCUGGAGCGCAAAGGCAUGAGCAAGAGGCGCCUGCAGGAGCUGGCUGAACUGGAAGCCAAGAAAGCAAAAAUGAAGGGAACCUUGAUUGACAACCAGUUCAAAUGAUCAGGACCUUUCUGUGGACCCAGGCUGGAGGCAAGCAUUUAAGAUCAGGAUGAAAAUGAGUGUUUUCUUGACUACAUGGACUUAUGCUCCUUUAUGCUCCAGCAGAAAGCUUUACGUGGCUUUCCAGUGAUUAUCCUACAUUCAGUGAGGUCUUUGAGUCCAUCUGACCUGAUUUCUAGUGACAGAUUUUUCUCAGUCUUUCUGUAUUUAUGUCUUCUGUACUAUUUUUUGUUCAUUUGAUGUAAACUUCUUCAUCUGUGUAGAAGAAGCUCUAUGAAUAGAUCAAUGCUUGUGUGUCUCUAGUUUCUGAAGGAGCUGUUCUUAUUCCUUCUUCAAAGUUAAUAAAAUGUUUAAAGAUUUUUGAAAAAA
Messenger RNA from Capra hircus (goat), 1108 nucleotides. RefSeq names its product chromosome unknown CXorf56 homolog (gene STEEP1). NCBI's taxonomy places the organism in Eukaryota, Metazoa, Chordata, Mammalia, Artiodactyla, Bovidae. The transcript is spliced from 7 exons. The record is from RefSeq and is a predicted model, not a curated record. The coding region runs from base 71 to 739 and encodes 222 amino acids.